AAACAUCUCCGGUUGCUGUCACAGCAUGCUGCAUAUGCUGAUAUAAUAUCAUAUCAUGUAUAUCUGAUAUCUCUAUGCUUUGAGUCACUUUCAUUAUCACAACAAGAAUUUCAAUACACUUGUACACAAAAGUGGAAAAAUGCCUGCUAUUCCUACUAAGAUAUGUUCGUAUUAUAAAGAUUUUUUGUAAAAAAAACAGAAAACAUUCGCACAAGGGAUGAAAACGACUUGCUUCAAUUCUCCCCCACAGCCCAGAAUCAGAAAGUAUCGUGUAUAUAUGUGACUUAACUAAAUGGUUGUGCAAAAAAAAAAUCCAGAUAGAUUAUGAUAAUAUAAGCCAUAACAUAAAUAUGCAAGAUCUACAAUUGUAUUCGCUAUCAGAUUAAGUGUUAAAAAAUAAACUUGUCUCACUUGAUGUCCAUAAGCUCAUCAAUCAGAUAAGAAGUUUGCUGCUGUUCUAAAUCAUCAUCAUCUGCUUAGCUAGAAGCUACACUCAUCACUACGGUUGCAACCAAAAAAUGGAAGGCAACACCGGCGGCGUUCGGGUCGUGUCACGGCGCGUGAUCCGGCCGGAGUUGCCGCCGGAGCAUGAGACGACGGUGCACCUGACGCCGUGGGAUCUCCCUCUGCUCACCGCGGAGUACAUCCAGAAGGGCGUCCUCCUGCCCAAGCCGCCCACCGGCGGCGAGCACCUCGUCAAACACCUGGCGUCGUCGUUCGCUCGCGCACUCGGCCGCUUCUACCCCUUCGCCGGCCGCCUCGCCGUGGCCGAGGUGGAGGACGGAGCGUCGCCUCCGAGCAGCAUCUCCGUGUUCUUGCGCUGCAACGACGAAGGCGCUGAGUUCGUCCACGCCACGGCGCCCGACGUCGCCGUCGCCGACAUCGCCGCCUCGCUGUACAUUCCGCGGGUGGUCUGGUCCUUCUUCCCGCUCACCGGGCUGCUUCCCGCGGUCGCUGCGGCGGACUCCCUGCCGGUUCUUGCCGCGCAGGUCACCGAGCUCUCCGACGGCGUGUUCAUCGCCAUGUCGCUCAACCAUGUCGUCGGCGACGGCACCAAUUUCUGGGAGUUCAUGAACACAUGGUCGGAGAUCAGUCGAAGCAGAAGCAAACUGGACAUCUCGCCGUCGCCACCUCUGGUGGUGAAGAGGUGGUUCCUGGACACCUGCCCGGUGCCGAUCCCUCUGCCGUUCGCCAAGCUCGAGCACAUCAUCCCGCGACGCGACCACCCACCACCUCCAUUGCAAGAGUGCUUCUUCGCUUUCUCCGCGGAGAGCAUAAGGAAGCUCAAGGCGAAGGCGAACGGCGAGAUCGCCGGCGCCGCCGCCACCAUCUCCUCCCUCCAGGCCCUGCUCGCUCAUGUUUGGCGCUCGGUGUCGCGAGCUCAUGGCCUCACGCCGCGCCAGGAGACGGCGUACGUACUGGUCAUCGGUUGCCGGGGGCGCGUGAGCGGCAUCUCGCCGGGGUACGUGGGGAACGCCGUCGUGCCCGGCGCGGUGAGGCUGACGGCCGGCGAGGUCAUGGAGAGAGGGCUCGGGUGGACGGCGUGGCAGCUGAACCGCUUCGUGGCGUCGCUCGACGAGGCCGCCAUGCGGGGCGCGAUCGCGCCGUGGCCGCGGGCGCCGGAGUUCGCCAACUUCGCGAAGGCGGCGGGAGGCACCGCCGUCCACACGGGGAGCUCGCCGCGGUUCGACGUGUUCGGCAACGACUUCGGGUGGGGGAGGCCGGCGAGCGUGCGGAGCGGCGGCGCGAACAAGUUCGACGGCAAGGUGACGGUGUACGAGGGGCCGGGCGGUGCCGGGAGCAUGUCGCUGGAGGUUUGCCUGGCUCCGGCGGCGCUGGGGAAGCUCGUCGCCGACGAGGAGUUCAUGGGCGCUGUGACCACGCCGUGAGUUGCAUCCAUGCAUGUACAAGCUACUCCCUCCGUACAAAAUACUCCCUCUGUUCAAUUUUAAUCAUCAUAUUUUCAAAACAUAAAAAUUCAUAUUUGAUCGUCAUAUUAGGUGGGACUGUGACAAAAAUGCUUCGUAUACUGCGUUGCGUGUAUGCCUUGCAGCUCUAUUAAUAGAAAUUUUGGUCAAGCAUUUUAUGCAAUCACAA
Molecule: messenger RNA, 2097 nt
Organism: Oryza sativa Japonica Group (Japanese rice)
Lineage: Eukaryota; Viridiplantae; Streptophyta; Magnoliopsida; Poales; Poaceae
Source: RefSeq, a predicted model, not a curated record